CGAGGUGCAGUACGUCGUGUUGCAGAAUGUUGCCACCAUGUCCAUCAAACGGCGGGGGAUGUUUGAGCCCUACCUGAAGAGCUUCUACAUUCGCUCCACUGACCCCACGCAGAUCAAGAUCCUCAAGCUGGAGGUCCUCACCAACCUGGCCAAUGAGACCAACAUCUCCACUAUCCUGCGGGAGUUCCAGACCUACAUCCGCAGCAUGGACAAGGACUUCGUGGCAGCCACCAUCCAAGCCAUAGGGCGCUGUGCCACCAACAUCGGGAAGGUUCGGGACACCUGCCUCAACGGCCUGGUCCAGCUCCUCUCCAACCGGGACGAGCUGGUGGUGGCCGAAUCCGUGGUGGUCAUCAAAAAGCUGCUGCAAAUGCAGCCGGCCCAGCACAGCGAGAUCAUCAAGCACAUGGCCAAGCUCACUGACAACAUCCAGGUGCCGAUGGCGCGGGCCAGCAUCUUGUGGCUCAUCGGCGAGUACUGCGAGCACGUGCCCAAGAUUGCACCCGAUGUGCUGCGCAAGAUGGCCAAGUCCUUCACCAACGAGGAGGACAUCGUCAAGCUGCAGGUCAUCAACCUGGCAGCCAAGCUCUACCUGACCAACUCCAAGCAGAGCAAGCUGCUGACCCAGUACGUGCUCAACUUGGCCAAGUAUGACCAGAAUUACGACAUCCGCGACCGGGCUCGCUUCAUCCGCCAGCUCAUUGUGCCCACUGAGAAGAGCGGGGCCCUCAACAAGUACGCCAAGAAGCUCUUCCUGGCCCAAAAACCUGCUCCCAUCUUGGAGUCCUCCUUCAAAGAUCGGGACCACUUCCAGCUGGGCUCCCUGUCCCACCUGCUCAACGCCAAGGCUGUGGGCUACCAGGAGCUGCCUGACUGGCCGGAUGAGGCCCCUGACCCCUCUGUGAGGAACGUGGAGGUUCCUGAGUGGACCAAGUGCACCAGCCGGGAGAAGAGGAAGGAGAAGGUGGAGAAACCUUUCUACUCCGACUCAGAGGGCGAGUCAGGGCCCACGGAGUCAGCGGACAGCG
Phaethon lepturus (White-tailed tropicbird) is the source of this 1028-nucleotide messenger RNA. Its product is annotated as AP-3 complex subunit beta-2-like. The annotation marks the transcript as partial. Gene Ontology annotation, cellular component: membrane coat. Gene Ontology annotation, biological process: vesicle-mediated transport; anterograde synaptic vesicle transport; intracellular protein transport. The record is from RefSeq and is a predicted model, not a curated record. The transcript has 9 exons. NCBI's taxonomy places the organism in Eukaryota, Metazoa, Chordata, Aves, Phaethontiformes, Phaethontidae.